This is a messenger RNA of Sphaeramia orbicularis (orbiculate cardinalfish), 5143 nucleotides long. Its product is annotated as neurabin-1-like. Lineage: Eukaryota; Metazoa; Chordata; Actinopteri; Kurtiformes; Apogonidae. Gene Ontology annotation, biological process: neuron projection development; actin filament organization; calcium-mediated signaling. Gene Ontology annotation, cellular component: dendrite; postsynaptic density; actin cytoskeleton. The coding region runs from base 666 to 4706 and encodes 1346 amino acids. The record is from RefSeq and is a predicted model, not a curated record. Gene Ontology annotation, molecular function: actin filament binding. The transcript is spliced from 19 exons.
CAGUCCACUCCAGUCCAUCUGCCACACAAGCCAGCCUCUCAGACAGACAGACAGACAGACAGACAUAGGUACUGCACCGACUCGCCUGCUGGCAUCAUCACACACACAGGUAGGCACAUACAUCAGCAGGUGCUGCAUCACUGCUCUGCUCUGCCUCACACUCAGGUUCAUGGUGUGAGAUUUGGCUGACUGCACUAACCUGCAUCAUGCACACAGGUGAAUAUUCACACAGGGCUUACCUCUAGACCAGAAGAGCCUCUGAGAGUGUGACACAGAGAGAGAGAGAGAGAGAGAGAGAGGCACCAGUUUUCAGAGCAGAUGACAACGCUGGCAGUGAGCCUGAAAGACAGGUAAAGGAGAAUUAAACGUUGGUGAAAAUUAGAAGAGUGCUUGAAGAUUAUAUGAAGUUUCUACAGAAGAAUCGGCUUCUAUUACCUGCUGUCAUCUAAAAAGAAACUGACAGUGACAUUUUCUAAAACAAACUUAUUUCUUCAUAUUCUUUGCCUUGUUGCUACCAUACCACUCUGCCAGCAAAUCCUCACACAUUAAGCCUUGAUAAACCUACUUGCUGAAGUCUACCAGGUGUUUUCAUUAGCAGUGAAGAUUCCUCCACAGCUCCUCCUCCACCACAGUGUUUCCUCACACUGGAAAGCCUCCAUUCCUAGAUGAUGCGGACAGACAGCAAAGGCCGAAGUGCCUCCCCUCACCGGAUAACCUACAAAUCUGACUUUCAUGCCAUCAAAUGCUCUUUUGACACCGGGACCACUCUAAAACAAGGGACCAAAGCCACCGCUUCACAACACUCUGCUGUGCACACAACCAGACUGCCAUCGAGCCUGUCAGAUCCCAUGAUGUCUCAAAACAGCAGCAACACUGGCAGCAGAGGGAGGGUCAACAGCACCAGAGGGACCAAGAUCAGAGAAAACAUCUUUCUGCAAAUGGACAGCCAGCAGUUGAAACCAGAUGGGCCGGUGCUAAACUGUGGAUCCGUGCCACUUUCACCUCAAAAACCAAACCUGCACCUGCAAACAUCACCUUUCUGUGGAUCCAAACGUGCAGUUAUCAGUUCCUCGUGUGUUCUGAGCACUGUAGUCAGCAUUUCCACUCCAGAAUCCUUUCUGCAAGAUAAACCAUCCAGGUCUGAAGACAUCACAGAUAUCGACCGUGCUGCUUUGGCUCAGAAGUUCUCUGUUACCCGCAAGUUGUUUGAGACCAAACUGAUGGAGGGUGGAGGUGGUGCAACACAAAGUCCAAAAGUCAUUACAGUCAGAGGAAGCAAAGGGAUGUUAGAGGAAGAAGACGACAGCGAGGGGGCAAGCAGAAAUGGGAAGAACGCAGAGAUGGAUGACUUGGAUAAAGACAAAUUCAUAAACCAACCUAUCAUAAAUACUUCCUUACGAAAGCCUCCUGCACCGGCCACUGUGACAGGUCCUCCUAAAUCUCCUGUACCUGAUGGCCCUGCUGGAGCAUCCAUCAAAUCUCUGUCUUGUCGUGACAAACAUGGUCAAACCACAGCAUCACAGGGUAAUGAAGCAACCCAGACAGAGAAAGAUGGAGUAGAAAAAGUCAGUCUUGACCCCUGUUUGCACCGGGAGGAACCAGUGAGGGCGGAACUGGUCGACGUGAAGAACGAGUCGUCUGAAAGUGAUGAAAAUGAAGAGGAACGGGAGAAGAAGAGAAGCCCAAAGGAGGAGCUGGGAAUUUACAUGGACAAAAUAUUUGGGGAAGAUGUGUUCAAUCUAGUGGAUGAUGUUUUUGUGGAACUGGAAAUGCAGAAAUGUGAAGUGUUUUUUGAUCCUGAUAAGCAGAAAGGUAGAAAUGAUGUUGCCCUAGAGGAACAUCAGGAGUUAUCUGCAGGGUUGACAUGUAAAAGAGAGACUACAGAUGAUAAGGACAGAGGAAGAGACAAGUAUCAGCAGGUGAAUGAACGGAGGGAGGGUGAAAGGGAGGAGCAGAGUGGAGAGUCCAUUAAACCAGCUGAAAAGUCAACAGUGGAAGUGAAGAAAAAGUCAGAUGAAGCCGUGAGAAAGAUUAAGACAAGUGUGAUGCAAGCUGAGGUUACUGAGAGAGAAACAGAUGAGGGUAAGAGGAGAGGUGGAAGUACAGAGUGCAUACAAAAUGAGAAGGAAAGAUCUGGAUGUGAGGAAAAGCUGCAAGAGGAGGCCAAGCCGGAAGAGUGUAGAAGAUCUAGUGAUGGGAAAGGUGAAGCGAAACAGAAGGAUGACCUAGGAGGAGAUGAAGAGGACUCUGCAGUGAUCUGUGGGAUUGAGAACAAGGCCUUCGUGUAUGAUCAGGAAUACCAGUCUCAUCCAGAGCAUCCAAAUCCUCCAAGUCACGAUGGUCAAAGCCCUGAGGACAAGACGGAGGAGCCUUCAGCGGAAUAUGAGGAAAUCCCCGGUGUUCCUGAAUUUACGGAUCAGGACGGUGACGAUGCAGCAGAACCUGGGAAGAGAAAGGUCACAUUCUCUCCAGCGCCGAUCAGAGUCUAUAGCACUUAUUCCAAUGCAGAUUAUGACAGACACAAUGAAGACAUUGAUCCAGUGUCCGCCUCGGCUGAGUACGAGCUGGAGAAGAGAGUGGACAGAAUGAAUGUUAUUCCAGUGGAGAUAGAAAAGGGAGAAGAUGGUCUGGGCAUCAGUAUCAUAGGAAUGGGUGUGGGAGCCGACCAGGGACUGGAAAAGCUGGGAAUUUUUGUCAAGACAAUCACUGAGGGAGGAGCAACACAGAAGGAUGGAAGGAUCCAGGUGAAUGACCAGAUAGUGGAAGUGGACGGAAUCAGUUUGGUCGGAGUCUCGCAGCUGUUUGCAGCCACUGUCCUGAAGAACACAUCAGGCCUGGUCAAGUUUUUGAUCGGUCGAGAGAAGGAGGGAGUGGAGAGUGAGGUGGCGCGACUGAUCAACGAAAGCCUGGAAAUGGACAAAACAUCCAAAAAGAGAGAAAGAUGCAGUGGAGAUGAAGACAUUGACAGUUGCUUGUCAGAGAAGGGAUCAGUGGCUGAGGAAGAGGAGGACAACGAUGAAGAGGAGGAGGAUGUGUCUGUUCUUUCCAGUCUGGACAACUACCAGCUAUGCCUCAAAUACAAACAGCUCCAGUUAAAACUGAGGAGCAGAACAGCCCAACUUCAGCGCACCAGAGAAAAGUUAAAGGCAUGGGAGGAGCAGCAGGCCUCCUGGGAGAACCAGAGAGCAGAGCUGGAGCAAAGAGCAGAGGACGGAGAGGAGAAAGCUGACAAACUAGAAAAGUAUUGGCAAGAAGCCCAGACACUCUGCAGGGUUGUUAGCCAGCGUCUGGCCGAUGCCCAAAGCCAAUCAGAAAGCCUGGAGAUCAAAUACAGCAAGGCCAAAAGACUGGUCCGAGAAUACCAGAGCAGAGAGGAGGAGAGGGAGAAAAGAGAAGCAGAACUGAGAAAAGAAAUGGAAGAAAGAGAAAAGCAGAACAGAGAGCUGUUUGAAAGACUCCAAAUCCAGAGAGGGCAUACUGACAGAAAAGAGCCUGUAUCUGAAGGGAAGAACCAGUCUGCGGAUACUUCAGGCACAGGUCCUGACUGGUGUAUUUCAGUUCCUGAUACAGGACGUCUGGACUCCAGUGCUCACAUAGCCAGAGCUCAGCUGGCCCAGAAAUCCAAGCGCCACCCGCCCUCUCGAGACAAACUCCGGGAGAGUUUUAAACGACAGGAUGAAGCAACCCCCAAACCCCAGGAGAGCCGGUCUCUAUCUGUUCCCUCAGUAGCUCAAAGGUCCAGCAGAAGUGAACAGUCCAGUACCUCCUCUUUCCCUUCUCUCAGCCCUUCGCUUCCAAACACUUCAGUCUUCACCCCUUCAAUCUACAUCACCGACAAUAACGCGCCAUCGCCGUGCAAGUCCUCAGCUUCCAAAAAAUCCAGAAGGAGGUUUCCUGACUUUAGUGGACUUCGUAAGUCACUCAGCAAAAGGAGGAGUGAAAAACACAAAAGAAGAUCCAUGAACAACAGUAGGGGGUCAUGUGGAGACCUGGUGGAUGAGCCCGCUCAAGUUUCUCCUUCAGGUUCAGUCACCUCCAUGCCCUCCUGUUUGCCCUUUCCUUGGUUCGGAGAGAAAGGGAGGGAGAAAGAGGAGGAAACGGAGAGAAGCAGGGAGAGGCUUCGCUCUGUGUCUAGCAGCAGUUUACCGUAUCUGACCACCACAGGACGAAGAGAUCAACGUAUGGGUUCUCCGGUGGGCAGUUCGAGUAUGGUGGGUCAUGUCUCUGAUCACUCACUCUCUGGACACUCUAACACUUUUACCUUCUCUUCCACUGAGACUUUGGACGACGACCCAGUUCCCACCAAUAACAACAACCAGUGGCAAAAUCGACCUAUGUGUGAGUGGAACAACCAGCAGGUGUGUCUGUGGUUGAUCGCUAUGAACAUGGACCAGUACAUAUCUGGGUUUUCUGCCAGAGGUGUGGACGGAACACAGCUUCUUAACAUGGACAGUGAAAAACUCAAGGCUCUGGGGGUGUGCAGUCAAAGUGACCGUUCCAGUCUGAAAAAGAAGCUGAAGGAGAUGAAGAAACUGGAGGAGAAAGAGCAGCGAGGGAGAGAAAAGAGGCUGAAGGAAGAAAAGGAGAAAAAUGUGCUUUUAGACAAGGACAGUGAAGGAAAAGGAAAAGCGAGGAUGACGGAGGAGAACUCGGCGAAGGAGGCCAGGCAUAGCAUCAAAACCAUAAGGACUGAAUCACUCCUAUAAAAGACAGAGGUGAUGUCGAAGAGGCUUCACUUUUCACACCCACCUCCGUCCUGUUGCCACCAGCAUGAGGUUGUGUGAAUCCACUGAAAUACACUUGAACCUAUUUCUACUUAUGUGACAGAAGCAUAUCUACAUUCCACACAUCCUCUGAUAUUCACAUCCUGAUUUUAUCAUUCCACUUUUAAUGAACACAAGUGAAUUUUGACUCAAAACACCAAAGUUCACACUUGCAGGAGUUAUGUGCCCCAGUAUAUUUCACCUGUAAAAUGUCUAACAUUCUACUAUUUUAAUGUUUUUUCCUUUUUUUCUUUUUUUUACAUUAAAUUAUUCUUAGAAUAAUUUUAAUUAUAAAUUAUGUGCUGAUUUCAGUACUCAGGUAUUUGCUGUAAAUGCUUUUUUUAUGUGCUAAUGUUCUAAUAAAUUAUGCUUUAAAUUUA